Anas platyrhynchos (mallard) is the source of this 3182-nucleotide messenger RNA. Its product is annotated as keratin, type I cytoskeletal 19. The record is from RefSeq and is a predicted model, not a curated record. Lineage: Eukaryota; Metazoa; Chordata; Aves; Anseriformes; Anatidae. Gene Ontology annotation, molecular function: structural molecule activity. Gene Ontology annotation, cellular component: cytoskeleton. Gene Ontology annotation, biological process: intermediate filament organization; epithelial cell differentiation.
UCCCCUCUGGAAGUGGGUAUUUGGGUGCAUGCAAGAGACAGAGAAGCACCAAGCAAUCACCAGUACACUCGAGCACAGUGUUAUUUCACGUGCUCUCCAGUCUCAAGGUCCAACGUCAGAGACACCGGCAGGAUCUCACCCAGCUGACCGCCCCCAGUGCACCAGGGGUCCCCAGUGCUGUGCGCUCAGGGAUGGGCAGCGCAGCCAAAAACCUUCUCCUGGCCCCAAACCCAGGCACCCCAAGGCAGUUGCACGAUGGGCACCCUCACUUUGGGUUGUAAAGGGGUCGGACAGGCUCUGUCGGGCAGGAGGUGGGCACCUUUCCCACAGCUCUCACUUCCCGGGCAGACUUGUCCACGCCAGGGAUGGAUAAUUGCCAUGUUUCAAUCCCCGGGCACUCUUGGGUAUCGUCGUUUUUUUUUUGUGUCACUGCUGUUUGGUUGUCAUCACAAGUCAAACCUGAUGAUUCAGGAAGUACCAUUUUUGAUGUAGUUUUGAAACACGCUUCUGUUAACCAAAGCAUCUUUCUGUUGUGGGAUUGCUGGAGACAAACGCCUAUGGGGAAAUAUUCCAGGCUGGAAAAAAAAAAAAAAAAGAGAGAGAGAAAACUAGCCAGGUCACAAGGAGGAAGAAUAAACAGCCCUUCUCCAGCGCUAACAUCCACGGGGAAGGGUAUAAAUAGGCAGCUGUGGGGACAGAGGGAUGGCAGCCUGAUCCCGCGGCGAUCUGUGCAGCUUGCCUUGGGCUCUGGGCUGGAUCCUCGCUGCUCUCAGGAUGAGCUGCGCCGUCAGGCAGGUCGUCACUGCCUGCUCCCAAGUCAGGAGCAGCGCCGGCAGCUCGGCAGCUGGGGCUGGCAGAAAGGUCUCCUCCGCCUCCUCGGGCAGACACGCCGCCUGUGACUUCGUGGCUGCAGCCGGCAACUUUUCGGGAGGCAGCUCCAGCGAGGGAUUCCUUGGGAAGCCGCUGAGCGCCGGCAGUGCGGCCGGUGGGAACUUCGGAGCCGCGCCGAGGGCUUGUUCCACCAUCGGAUUUGGCGGCGGGGGCAUGUGUGCUCGUGGUGUCGCUGGGGGCUUCGCCAGGGCUGGCGCUGGCUGCGGAGAGGGGAUCCUGUUCGCUAACAAUGAAAAGGCCACCAUGCAGAACCUCAACGACCGCCUGGCCUCCUACCUGGACAAGGUGCGGCUCCUGGAGGGAGAAAACGCGGAUCUCGAGUGCAAGAUCAGGGAGUGGUACGCCAAAGUAGGGCCCAGCUGCGAGCCGCGUGACUACAGCUGCUUUCAUAAGGAAAUCGAAGAUCUUCAAAACCAGAUCCUGUGUGCAGCUAUGGAGACCAACAAAAUCCUGCUGAACAUUGACAACAACAGGAUGACUGCCGACGACUUCAGAGUGAAGUACGAGACCGAAUGUGGCCUCCGGCAAAACGUGGACGCAGACAUCUGCAACCUACGGCCCGUCCUGGACCAGCUGGCCAGCUGCAAGACCGACCUGCAGCUGCAGUGCGAGGCUUUGACCGAGGAGAUGUGCUGUCUCAAGACGAACCACGAGGAGGAAAUGAGCUGCCUGAGGAAACAGGCGACGGGCGAUGUGAGCGUGGAGGUCAACGCCUGCCCCGGCCCGGACCUGAGGAAGAUCCUGGAGGACCUGAGGUGUCAGUAUGAAACGCUGAUGGAGCGCAACCGCAAAGAGACCGAGCAGUGGUAUGCCUGCAAGGUGGAGGAGGUGAACCUGGAGGUCAUCACAAGCAGCCAGGAGAUAGAGUCAAGCAACAAACAGGUCACUGAGCUGAGACGCCAGCUGCAGGCCUUGGAGAUCAAUGUGCAAGCCCAGCUCACCAUGAAAGAAAAUCUGGAGUCCUCCUUGGCAGAAACCGAAUGCCGCUACAACAAAUACCUUGCUGAGCUCCAGAGCCAGAUCUCCUGCGUGGAGCAGCGGCUGGCCGAAAUACGGGCAGAGAUGGAGUGCCAGAACCAGGAGUACAAGACCCUGCUGGACGUCAAGUGCCGCCUGGAGCAGGAGAUCCAGACCUACCACUGCCUGCUGGAGGGCGGGCAGCACGACAUCAUGUACGCAGACUGCAGACAAAGCGGGACGCAGUAAAACCUCCAGGCUUUGACUAGGGGAUACAGGAAAACGUGAGAUACAAGGGGUAAAAACAACGCUGCGGUGAGCAACCAGUAGUGACCUGUUACCAGACAGGGCUGGGAAGCAAAUCACGAGGCACCUGAGGAGUUGGCUCUGCUCAAUGUCCUGGGUGCGAGCUGAAGAUCACUCUCUCCUCCUGGGGCAGUGCAGGUAGCUGGAGAGCCCACCAAGCCCACCGCCGCCACCCGGCACGGCGUGGCACCUCGCCACCUUCCAGGGAGGUUUUCAGCAUGAGCUGGGCAAGGGCUUUUAUGAAAACUGCCAUUUUAACCGAGCUUUAUUGGCUUUGCCACUGCUUGACAGGAUUAGGGACUGGCAGUUAAACUAACUGAAACAAUAAAUUAUCUAAACAUUUUCAGUUUUGCACAACAAUUUUAAUUACAGUUUGGGGAAAUUUAAUUUGUAUGCAAAGCAGUUGGCUCUUCCCUGCUUCCCAUUGACGGAGAUUUUGAAAGAGAGAGGCAUGCUGUUAAUAUCAUAAAGAGCAGCAGACACACAUAACCAGCCCGAGCACCCACCUGCUCCAUUGGUUUGGAAAAAGGUAUUUUAAUGGUAGUGCCCCGAAGCGGGCUCUCCUGGGCCCUCCAGUCCUAAAUUAGUUACAUGAAAAAUCGGCUCUUGUUCCAAAAUGCCAGUUGCAGUGGCUGAAAUGAAUUGUUAGAGCUCGUCGCAGAGCCUCAGGCAGUCCCGAGUGUCAGGACAGACAGGGGGGAUGGAAGGUGUGCGAAAUGUUGCUCCUAAUGACCCUCGUGGCUCGAAGGGGAAACGGGACCUCAGCUGUGCCUCUGCCCCCUACGAGGCCACCAGAGGCUGAAGGGACACGGGGACAACUGCCUGGCACGGGGCAGUUCUCCAGGGUGGGACUGACGGGGGCUUUUCUUACCAGAGCUGUCUCCCUUCCACAGAGGGCCAGCGGGAAGAGGAGUCCCUGGAGUCCCACCGGCUGCAAGAAGCGGGGGGCUUAAAGCCAGCCUGUGCCAGCCGUGCCUGUCCUAAGGCUCUGGGGAGAGCAGGCAAGGUGAGGUGUCCUCCAGGAGCCU